Aethalodelphis obliquidens (Pacific white-sided dolphin) is the source of this 2279-nucleotide messenger RNA. It is a transcript of the gene SLCO1A2, whose product is annotated as solute carrier organic anion transporter family member 1A2. The record is from RefSeq and is a predicted model, not a curated record. Lineage: Eukaryota; Metazoa; Chordata; Mammalia; Artiodactyla; Delphinidae. The transcript is spliced from 14 exons. The coding region runs from base 207 to 2213 and encodes 668 amino acids. Gene Ontology annotation, biological process: transmembrane transport; sodium-independent organic anion transport; bile acid and bile salt transport. Gene Ontology annotation, molecular function: bile acid transmembrane transporter activity; protein binding. Gene Ontology annotation, cellular component: basolateral plasma membrane.
UUUCUAGAUAUGAAUCAGAAGCUUCCUAGGUAUUUUUGUAACACAAUGGAUUCUGAUUCUGUUAUUCAGAUUCAGUGUUUUCUUCAAAAGAAUGACGCUUUAUGACUUUGCCAGCAAUUUAAUAGAUUUUUGUCUUCUUAAAAGAAUAGAACUAAGAAAUAUCAAGAUUUAAAGCAUAAAUACCUUGGAACACUCAGAAGAGCAACAUGGGAGAAACUGAGAAAAGAAUUGAAACUCAUAGAAUAAGAUGUCUUUCCAAGUUGAAGAUGUUUCUGUUGGCAAUAACAUGUGCGUAUGUAUCCAAAACACUAUCCGGAUCUUAUAUGAAUUCCAUGCUCACACAAAUAGAGAGACAGUUCAACAUCCCAACAUCUCUAGUUGGAUUUAUUAAUGGAAGCUUUGAGAUUGGAAAUCUUUUGUUGAUUAUAUUUUUGAGUUAUUUUGGAACUAAACUGCAUAGACCUAUAAUGAUUGGUGUUGGAUGUGUGGUUAUGGGCCUUGGGUGUUUCUUACAAUCACUACCUCAUUUCCUCAUGGACCGAUAUGAAUAUGAAUCUACAGUUUCAGUUUCUGGUAAUUUGUCCUCAAACAGUUUCUUGUGUAUGGAAAACGGAACCCAGAGUUUCAAACCAACAGAAGAUCCAUCAGAAUGUGUGAAGGAAGUUAAAUCAUUAAUGUGGGUGUAUGUACUAGUUGGAAAUAUUAUACGUGGAAUUGGUGAGACUCCCAUCAUGCCUUUGGGUAUUUCCUACAUAGAGGAUUUUGCCAAAUCUGAAAACUCUCCUUUAUAUAUUGGGUUUAUAGAAACAGGAGCUAUCAUUGGUCCUUUGAUUGGACUUUCGUUAGCGUCAUUCUGUGCAAAUGUUUAUGUUGACACUGGAUCGGUGAACACAGAUGAUCUGACCAUAACUCCCAUUGAUACUCGUUGGGUUGGUGCAUGGUGGUUUGGCUUUUUGGUUUGUGCAGGGGUGAAUGUGCUUACUGCCAUUCCUUUUUUCGUUUUGCCCAAAACGCUUCCAAAGGAAGGACUAGAGGAUAUUGCUGAGACCAUUAAAAAUGACAAAGAAGAGAAACAAAGCGAAGUCAGGAAGAAAAGCGUUGGAAUCACUAAAGAUUUUUUACCAUUCAUGAAAAGUCUUUUGUGCAACCCAGUUUACAUGCUUUUCAUACUAAUAAGUGUGCUGCAAUUCAAUGCAUUUGUCAAUAUGAUCUCCUUCAUGCCUAAAUAUCUGGAACAGCACUAUGGAAAAUCAGCUUCAGAUGCAAUCUUUCUCAUUGGUAUUUAUAACUUACCUCCAAUAUGCAUUGGAUAUAUAGUUGGUGGUUUAAUUAUGAAGAAGUUCAAGAUUACUGUCAUACAAGCUGCCCACAUAGGAUGUUGGUUAUCUUUAAUUGAGUACCUUCUCUAUUUUUUGUGUUUUCUCAUGAUCUGUGAUAAUUCUUCAGUUGCUGGCAUAACCACCUCUUAUGAAGGAGUGCAACGAGAUUUACAUGUGGGAAAUGGCAUCCUUGCUGACUGCAACAUGGAUUGUAACUGUCCAACUAAAAUAUGGGACCCUGUAUGUGGAAAUGAUGGUUUGUCAUACAUGUCAGCUUGUCUUGCAGGUUGUGAGACAUCCUCUGGAACAGGAAUAAACAUGGUGUUCCAAAAUUGUAGCUGCAUUCAAACACCAGGAAAUUCAUCUGCAGUUCUUGGGCUAUGUGACAAGGGACAGGACUGUUCCAUGAUGCUCCAGUACUUUUUAAUCUUGUCGGUGGUCAGCAGUUUCAUCUAUUCUUUAUCUGCCAUCCCUGGAUAUAUGGUUCUCCUGAGGUGUAUCAAGCCUGAAGAGAAGUCUCUUGGUGUGGGAUUACAUGCAUUUUGCACAAGGGUAUUAGCUGGAAUUCCCGCACCUAUAUAUUUUGGAGCUUUAGUGGACUCCACAUGUUUACACUGGGGUACUUUGAAAUGUGGUGAGUCAGGGGCAUGUAGGAUAUAUGAUUCCACCAACUUCAGAUACAUCUACCUUGGAUUGCCAGCAGUGCUAAGAGGAUCAAGCUAUAUUCCAGCCUUUUUAAUCCUCAUUAUUUUGAGGAAGUAUCGUCUGCCAGAGGAAAAUGCCUCUUCAGAAACUAUGCUUGAGGCCAAGUUUACAGGGAAGGAAAAUGAGGGCAAAGAGACGGACCAAAAUUCCAAAGUUUUGAAUGAUGAUGAAUUGAAAACUAAACUAUAAUGCUCUUUUAUAUCAUGCUUCGCAGAAUUGGAGAACACACUACAACUUAAUUGUUUUUAAAAUCAA